Molecule: messenger RNA, 1947 nt
Organism: Ostreobium quekettii
Lineage: Eukaryota; Viridiplantae; Chlorophyta; Ulvophyceae; Bryopsidales; Ostreobiaceae
Source: the annotation of a GenBank genome assembly
AUGCCUUCCAUUGGCAAGGACAUCCUGGACCUCAUAGAGGGAAUGGAGAAACAUCCCAAAAGCCAAAACAUCCAGAAAUGCCACCGGCUGCUGGACAGCAUACAGACUUUGAAGCCGUGGAUUCGGAGAGCGAUGGAGCCGCCGCUGCAGCCCAGCCCGCCGGCUCUGGCCAGCUUCUACAGGUUGAAAGUCGCACUGAGGGAAGCCAGCGGGCUGGUGGCUCGCGCCGGCUCCAUGGGGAGCCUUGCUGCAUUCGUCCAGGCGGACGAAGUGAAAGACGAAUUUACGUCCGUGUCAAGGUGGCUCGCAGACUCCAUUGCAGACGUCCAUCUGAAGGAAUUAGGCUUCCAGGAUGGUGCUGGUGUUCAAUUGGAUGCUGAGGGUCUGGCGGAGCAACUCAGGGGAAUGGAGUACGAACUGGAGCUGAGCAACGAAAAGCUGAGGCGGUACAAAGAGAUGCGCAGCAUACUGGGUGAAAUGAGCACAAAGAGAACCAGCCCUGAGGAAGGGACUGCUCUUUUGUCAGAGCUUUUUGGUGACGUCUUUGGGGAAAACAAAAUCAAGGAGGAACUCCUGACAUUCUUCGACGAGAUCGCAAGUGCGAUCUUCAGGGCCAGGGCGAGGCCCUUGGGAAGUUUGGACGCCCAUCUGGACGAGACCUCUUUGGGGAGAGUCCAACAGGCAAUCUGCGACCUGAUGACUCCAAAAACCCCCAGCACACCUCCGCAGAACAGUGAAAUUCCCGCCGAUUUGCUGUGCCCCAUCACCCACAAGCUGAUGGAGAAUCCCACCAUGCUUGUGGAAACAGGGCACACCUACGACGCGGAAGCCAUCGAGAACUGGCUGGCGCAGGGGAACAGAACCUGCCCGACAACUGAGCAGCCUUUGUCAUCCACCAAGACGGUUAUCAAUAUCGCUAUCAAGCGUAUGGUUGAAGAUUGGAAGGAAAAGAACCUUGAUUAUGGGGUUCCUUCACCUACGGCGUACAACCGAGGGCACCAAACUCCAGAGCCCCCUGGUCCACCUGGUCACAGCAGCACCAAUCUCAAGCUGAACCACCUGGCGUCGUGGGUCUCCGAGGCGGCAUUGCGGAAUCUCUUUCAAAAGUAUGGCACUGUCACAUCCUGUAUCGUGAGGCCGCCCAACCACCCUUCCGGCCACAAGUUCGGUUUUGUGGAGCUUGCCACCACGGAGCAGGCGGAAGCGGCGAUAGCGGGCAUGAAUGGGUACCUCAUGGGAGACCUCAAGAUGGAGGUCAAAUUCGCGAAGAUUGGCGGCCGUGGGCACCCGCAGGCGCAGGGGCGCGCCCGAGGCAGCAGUCCGUACAGCACCGGCAGGGAUAGCAGACGCCGUGGAGAGUCGUCGUCCCAUACACCCGCACUUGACCCCAAGGAAAAACGCAACUUGUACGUGAACCAUCUCCCUCAUUGGGUGGACGAGGCGCAGCUGAAGAACCUCUUUCAGGAGCAUGGCACAAUCACCUCUAGCCGGCUGAUGAACCAGCAUCCUGGCGAAAGCACCAAAUACGGGUUUGUGGAGUUUGCGACAGUGGCCCAGGCCAUGGCGGCCAUCGACAGGCUGAACGGCUACUCCAUGGGCGAUCAGAAGCUUGUAGUAAGGACGGCCAAGUGCAAGCGCGAAGCGCCUUCCAGUGAACCGCCUCCGCAAGCGGCGCACACUGGAGGGGCGAAACUUUACAUCAACGGGUUUCCCCCGCAGUGGAGCGAGAAAGACCUGGAGUCCGUGUUCAAGACGGCCGGUAAUGUGCGAGAGUGUCGGGUGGUCCGCCGAAACAACGAGGGCGGCGGGGCGUAUGGAUUUGUGACGAUGGGAAGCGCGGAGGACGCGGCAGAGGCAAUUGAAGUCUGGCACAACAAAUGUCAUAGGGACUGCACCAGGCCUCUGAAUGUGAGGUAUGCAAACACGCCGGGAACCAGGGGCUGGUAG